AAAAAUAUAGGCAGGAGCGUUGAGGCAGAGAUUCUUCAUUUUUUUAUUUGAUUUUAAACACAUACUUGCUACAGUACCAUGAUUUUCUACAUAAUUAAAACAAAGUAGUAAAACUUGUAUAAAAAUGAAUUCUCAAUUACGAAUCACGGAUCAUCUUUAGGGAUUGAUGUGCUCCGAGGUCAUUUUCCAGGGCUAUGUCCUAAACAGCAUUCUGUUCCCUAUGUAGUGUGCUCAAAUGGUAGCCGGAACACCCUUUAUAGUGCACUAUAAUGUCAGAUAGAGAGCGGUUUAGGAUGAUCCCGGAUGCUGAGCCCGGAUUGGUUCACAAACCGUCCUGAUCAGAGUGUGAGAGGCGCUGCACCGACCUGCAUCUCUACAUACUUACGUAGAACCGCAGUGUGUAGUACAGGAGAUCUCACAGAGAGAAAGAGAGAGACAUAGCACUGUUUCUCACGUUGGAGAAAUUCCUCACGUAAGACACCGACGACAAGUUUUUACUGUAACCUUUUUCUCGACAGUGUGUAUUGUUUGGUAAUAUGAAUAAUGGAGGGGUCCACAAGGAGGAUGCGAAAUCUAAAGCCAGCAAGGCCACUGCGCAGACUAAACUGUAAUCAAGUAGUCCAGACAAAUGUAGAAGCUGAGCCUGUGAAGAUGGGAACAGAAAACCCACUAAACCACAUAAUAAUAGAGAAUUGUAUUGAAGUUCUUAAGCUCUCAAGCCAAAGUCUAGCACCUGCCAAAUCAGAGAGAAUAUCAUACAGCAGGGACUUCUUGAUCAGCUUGGCAAAUUCACCAAUGGCAAAGAAAAGACCGGAUUAUCUACCAUCUCACCCAGUAGUUCUGGUCAAAGGGAGGGAACUAGACACGCACAAGUUGUUGGGGGAAGCUGAGCUGAAGGGGACCUACACUCAAAAUAAGGUGGCGUUUGUGUCCUGGUAGCCUGAAGAAUGAUUCCUGUCUGCUCGAGUUUCAACAGAUUGAACCAACUUUAACAUAAUAACUAAGAAGCAAUGAGAAUUUCGACUCUGAAAAGCUUUACAGGAUUGCAUGUCAUUUUGGAAAUAGGGCAAGUUCAGAACUUUGAAAGGAAUUUUUGUAACAUGGAGUUUACGUUUUGACCUUUGACCAUUUAAUUUGAGCAUUUAGACCAAAUCCAGCGGUUUCUAAUUUCAGUGUAAAGUGUGUGGACUUUAAUUCUUACUUACUAACAAACACUACAAUGACUUUGUGUGACACUUUAUUUGUUCUUUUUUUUUUUUUUUUUGAAGUGAGAUUCGAACAGAGUUUUAUAUUUAGUAACUAGCAUGGUGUUGUGCUGCACUUUGUCUCUGAGGAGACUGUACCCCUGGGGUCUACAUUGUACAAAGUUUACAUGAUUCCUUAUAAGACUAAACUUCCUGCACAUAUUUAUUUGCCAAAAUAGACAAUGAUGCUAAUAUGUCAGUGUGCCUAACUGUAAAUAAGGGGUUGGGGUGGGGGACAUGGUAGACCAUGGUAUUUUUCAGUUUUCCAAAGUCAAUGCACUCCUUUUACUGUUAGUGUGAAAGAUUUUUAAGAUUUCUACAUGUCGUGUUUUGUAAAUAUUUUUGUGUGUUUUGGUGAAACCAAGUUCACAACUGUGAAAAAACAAAUACAAGUCUAAUCCAAGAAA
Molecule: messenger RNA, 1651 nt
Organism: Silurus meridionalis
Lineage: Eukaryota; Metazoa; Chordata; Actinopteri; Siluriformes; Siluridae
Gene: gra
Product: granulito
Exons: 7
Coding region: 544-939 (131 amino acids)
Biological process (GO): negative regulation of translational initiation
Cellular component (GO): cytoplasm
Molecular function (GO): eukaryotic initiation factor 4E binding
Source: RefSeq, a predicted model, not a curated record